Molecule: messenger RNA, 1918 nt
Organism: Cucurbita moschata (crookneck pumpkin)
Lineage: Eukaryota; Viridiplantae; Streptophyta; Magnoliopsida; Cucurbitales; Cucurbitaceae
Product: phospho-2-dehydro-3-deoxyheptonate aldolase 1, chloroplastic-like
Exons: 5
Coding region: 51-1679 (542 amino acids)
Biological process (GO): aromatic amino acid biosynthetic process
Molecular function (GO): 3-deoxy-7-phosphoheptulonate synthase activity
Source: RefSeq, a predicted model, not a curated record
UAUUUAGCAGCUGAGAACUGCCGCGGAAAUCGAAGAAGCCAACGGAAUCAAUGGCUCUCUCUAGCAGUUCUCUUGUUCCGAUCAAUUCUUCUGUAAGGAAUCGGAGCCCUUUCCCUUCCUCUAAGCCUCGCCAUUGUUCUCUCAACUUCGAUGAUCGAAAGUCUCUGCGGAUCAUCGCCCAGGCUUCUGAGUCUGCCAAGAAUCCGGCGGUUUCCGAUCCACCGGUGGAGAAGAAAUCGGUUCCGCCGUCUGUAUCGGCUGCUACGAACUCGACGGUGAAGCCGGCUCAGAAGUUGGGCUCUGAGAAAUGGACUCCCGACAGUUGGAAGUCGAAGAAAGCUCAACAGCUUCCUGAGUAUCCGAAUCAGGAGGAGCUUCAAUCGGUGCUUCAUACGUUGGAAGCGUUUCCCCCACUCGUCUUCGCCGGAGAGGCGAGGAGUCUGGAGGAGCGUCUGGCGGAGGCGGCGAUGGGGAAUGCUUUCCUUCUACAGGGUGGGGAUUGUGCUGAGAGCUUUAAGGAAUUUAAUGGUAAUAACAUUCGUGAUACCUUUCGGAUUAUUCUUCAAAUGGGCGCUGUUCUGAUGUUUGGAGGUCAAAUGCCAGUCAUUAAGGUUGGAAGAAUGGCCGGCCAGUUUGCGAAGCCUAGGUCAGACCCGUUCGAAGAGAAAGACGGUGUAAAGCUGCCGAGUUACAGGGGAGAUAAUAUCAACGGGGAUGCUUUUGAUGAGAAGUCGAGGAUUCCAGAUCCUCAAAGGUUAAUCCGAGCCUACUGUCAAUCGGCGGCGACUCUGAAUCUUUUAAGGGCUUUCGCCACCGGUGGUUAUGCAGCCAUGCAGAGGGUCACACAGUGGAACUUGGAUUUUGCAGAGCACAGCGAGCAAGGAGAUAGAUACCAGGAACUCGCCCACCGAGUUGAUGAGGCCCUUGGAUUCAUGGCUGCUGCUGGACUCACUAUUGAUCAUCCUAUCAUGACUGCAACUGAUUUCUGGACAUCUCAUGAAUGCUUACUCUUGCCAUAUGAGCAGUCGCUUACUCGGUUGGAUUCGACUUCUGGUCUUUACUAUGAUUGUUCUGCUCAUAUGCUUUGGGUGGGUGAACGAACCAGGCAGUUGGAUGGUGCUCAUGUUGAAUUCUUAAGAGGGGUUGCCAAUCCUCUAGGAAUUAAAGUAAGUGAUAAGAUGGAUCCAAGCGAGCUAGUUAGGCUCAUUGAAAUUUUGAAUCCUCAAAACAAGCCAGGGAGGAUUACAGUGAUCACUAGAAUGGGAGCUGAGAAUAUGAGAGUGAAGCUUCCCCAUCUGAUCCGAGCUGUUCGCAGGUCUGGUCAAGUUGUCACCUGGGUUUCCGAUCCUAUGCACGGGAACACUAUCAAAGCCCCCUGUGGUCUCAAGACCCGCCCCUUCGACUCUAUCAGGGCCGAGGUUAGAGCAUUCUUCGAUGUGCACGAGCAAGAGGGCAGCUACGCAGGGGGAGUUCAUUUGGAGAUGACUGGGCAGAAUGUGACAGAAUGCAUUGGUGGAUCAAGAACCGUAACAUUCGACGAUCUGAGCUCACGCUACCACACCCACUGUGAUCCUAGGCUCAAUGCUUCCCAAUCUCUCGAACUCGCGUUCAUCAUCGCAGAGCGGUUCAGAAAGAAGAGGAUCAAGUUGCAGAGUUCUCUUCCCUCUUCAGGCCUGUAAAAUGCUCUAGUUAGUAGAGUUCGAGUUCGUCCUUGUAACGUUUUCCUAGUCUUUUCCACUCUUCCGCUGCCCCACUCUCUAGCUAUAUUUGGUUGUAUUGCCAAGAAAACUGUUGGUUUGGAUUCGGGACACCCUCAUAAGAACAGAAGUGAAUGAGGUGAAGAAAUGGGAAAUGAGUGCCAGUUUAUCCCAUUCUCCAUCUCUUUAUAAUAUAUGUUCCUCGUUUUGAUGAUUGUUCA